AUGGCACAAGGUGUUUCCUCCCAUACUGACCUUGCUUAUUCUCCCCAGGCCCAAGAUUCCAAAAUUCCCUGGCUCCCCACGACCACCUCCUCCACCUCCCAAGAUCAAGAGAGGUACCUCCUUCCAGAUGUUCCUUGGCACUUGCCCCUGGUGGAUCCUGAGCUCCUGGGGGACCCAGUGCUGUCUCACCCACCCCCAGCUCUACUCCCCUACCAUCCUCAGAAGGCAUCUCCACCACUGACCCACCUCCAGAGUGACCGUGCUGCUCUCAGCAGCCGAGGGCCAGCAUCAGGGGCUAGUCCUGUGGCUGUCCUGACUUCACCAAAGGGCCUGUUCCGGCCAGGCCGAGACACCAGGAGAUCCCCAGAGAGCCGCCAGUCUGUCACCUGGGGAGCCAAGAUGAGCUGGCUUCUGACAGGGUACGCUUCUCCAGCGCCCUGUCCCAGCGAUCCUGGAGACCGCUUCAUCCCCUCCAGAACUGGAUCCGACUGGAGCCUGAAAUUCCAGAGAGCAGAAGACGCUGAGAAGUCACCGAGGCAGACGGGGGAACCCGGAGGAGGGGACGCUUUGGGCACCAGCAGAGAGAUCCCGGUCUACUCCGCCUUACUGAAGAACGAGCUGCUAGGAGCUGGCAUCGAGAGAGUCCAGUAUGCCUGGAGAGGGGGGCAAUGGCUGCUGCAGCCGGGCACCCCAGCGAAGCAGGACCUCUUUGUGUAUUCUCCGGGCCCCAAGGGCCGGGGACCUGACGCUGCCGGGAGCGAAGCCUCUCAGUUUGCCUUGUCCUCCAUCAGCCCCCAAAGCCAGGCCUUACUCAGGUUGCAGAAGAAGCCCUCGAGAAAAGUCCCCCCAAAGCCUUUCAAAAUCCUGCGGGCCCCGGAGCUGCAGAACAACUUCUGCCUCAACCUACUGGACUGGUCUCCCCUCAACAUCGUCUCUGUAGCCCUGGGCUCCCGGGCCUUUCUGUGGAAUGCCGUUACGUACCAGGUGACCAGGCUGUGUGACCUGGCUGUGGAGGGCGAUUCCGUGACCUCCACGUGCUGGUCCAGAGAGGGGAAUUUGCUGGCAGUCGGCACGCACAACGGCUUCGUGCAGAUCUGGGACGUGGCAGCGGAGAAGAAGGUGUCCGUGCUGGACGGGCACCGAUCCCGAGUCGGUGUGCUGGCCUGGAAUCAGGAGCAGAUUUCUUCCGGGAGCCGAGACGCCACGAUCAUCCAGAGAGACUUCCGCACCCCGGCCCUGCAGUCUGAGCGCCAGCUGCAUGGCCACAGCAGGGAGGUGUGUGGGCUCCAGUGGUCCACGAAUGGCCGCCUGCUGGCCUCCAGUGGCAGGGACAACACCAUUCUGCUGUGGAACCGCUCCAGCCUGCAUCCCGUGCAGCAGUACACCAGACAUAAGGGGGCCGUGAGGGCCAUCGCGUGGUCUCCCCACCAGCAAGGCCUGCUGGCGUCGGGGGGCGCAGCCACUGACCGCAGCAUCCAUUUCUGGAACACGCUGACGGAGCAGACCCUGCACAUCAUCCAUACCGGCUCCCAGGUCUGCAACCUGGCCUGGUCCCGACACAGCAACGAGCUGGUCAGCACCCAUGGCUCCCCGGAGAACCAGGUCGCCAUGUGGAAGUACCCCUCCCUGACCCAAGUGGCCAAGCUCACGGGCCACACCUGCCGCGUCCUCUAUCUCACCACGUCUCCAGAUGGUCAGGUCAUAGCCACGGGCGCGGCUGACGGCACUCUGAGGUUCUGGGAUGUCUUUGUCAAACCCCGUCCGAGGAGGCCAUCCCCGUCUGUCCUCGAUCUCUUCAGUCACGUGCGGUAA
Dromiciops gliroides (monito del monte) is the source of this 1812-nucleotide messenger RNA. RefSeq names its product fizzy-related protein homolog. Bases 1 to 1812 code for a protein of 603 amino acids. Gene Ontology annotation, cellular component: anaphase-promoting complex. NCBI's taxonomy places the organism in Eukaryota, Metazoa, Chordata, Mammalia, Microbiotheria, Microbiotheriidae. The record is from RefSeq and is a predicted model, not a curated record. Gene Ontology annotation, molecular function: anaphase-promoting complex binding; ubiquitin ligase activator activity; protein binding. Gene Ontology annotation, biological process: anaphase-promoting complex-dependent catabolic process; positive regulation of ubiquitin protein ligase activity; positive regulation of anaphase-promoting complex-dependent catabolic process. The transcript has 2 exons.